Racocetra fulgida is the source of this 363-nucleotide messenger RNA. NCBI's taxonomy places the organism in Eukaryota, Fungi, Glomeromycota, Glomeromycetes, Diversisporales, Gigasporaceae. The record is from the annotation of a GenBank genome assembly.
GUGCAAAAGGAUUUAUCGUACCAAGAUAUGAGGACGGUAACUUUUAUACUGACAUAGACGUUUUAAGAGAACAAGGCGGUGAAUACGUAUUCUAUGAAGCUUCAUCAUGGGAAUAUAGUUUGGAUAUACCGUUUGAUGUAAAACAAUUAAUUAAAUUAUCCGGUGGUCCAAAAAAAUUUGAAAAACGUAUCGAUAAAACAUUUGCUGAUAAAACUUAUCAAAGUGGUUAUUAUAAUAUAGGAAAUGAACCUGAUUUCUUUCACAUAUGCUUAUAUCAUUUUAUUGGAAAGCAAUAUAAAAGUGUUGAGGUUAUAAGAGAUAUUUUGAAAACUAAAUUUGGAAGUGGGCCGGAUGGAAUUCCAG